This is a messenger RNA of Vombatus ursinus (common wombat), 8542 nucleotides long. It is a transcript of the gene IKZF3, whose product is annotated as IKAROS family zinc finger 3. The record is from RefSeq and is a predicted model, not a curated record. Bases 317 to 1993 code for a protein of 558 amino acids. Lineage: Eukaryota; Metazoa; Chordata; Mammalia; Diprotodontia; Vombatidae. Gene Ontology annotation, molecular function: RNA polymerase II cis-regulatory region sequence-specific DNA binding; DNA-binding transcription factor activity. Gene Ontology annotation, biological process: regulation of transcription by RNA polymerase II. Gene Ontology annotation, cellular component: nucleus. The transcript is spliced from 8 exons.
CAUUCACACGCGUUCUUCUAACGUAAGAGUUUUUGCUACUAUUUCAACACAAUCAUUAAUGCAUAGUUUCCUUUACGAAGUAACAAAGAAGCAGCCACUCUUCCGCCACCCCUUCUCUUUCCAAAAAAGAGGCUCACGUUUUGCUUCACAAGUUUGACAUUUAAGAGGGAAAACUAAAAGGAAUAUAUGAUUCUCAGGCACCCCUUUGUAAUAAAAGUCCUUUAAAAAGGCCACCACCAGCCAGCGCCGCUCUAACCUCAUACACAGAAGUCGUACCUAGUUCCUGUCACUUUAAAGCUCUGCUGACGCCACUCGAAUGUAUCCAGAGGGGAAGUCCCUGCUCAGGGAAUCUCCCGCCAGCUGCAGUGCAGGAUCCCAGCGACUCUGGAGGAGCACGUGGAGCAGCAGCAGCCCCAGCAGCAGUAGCAGCCCCAGUAGCAGCAGGAGGAUGGAAGAUACCCAAUCAACUGUGGAGCUGAGAAAUUCACAGGAGCAGCCUGUGUUCACAGAAGGCCAGGUGAUUUUGAAUGACUACAGUCCAGCCAAACCUCAAGAAGCAGAAAAUAUGGACAGUGGAGAAGACAAUAAAGACCAGGUCCCACUCAAUGAAGAUGAGGAUAUAGGAGAUGAUUCAAUGAAAGUGAAAGAUGAAUACAGUGAAAGGGAUGAGAAUGCUUUAAAGCCAGACCCCAUGGAAAAUGUGGAAGAUCCUGAAAUCCCUUACAGCUAUCCAAGAGAAUAUAAUGAAUAUGAAAGCAUUAAGUUGGAAAGACAUGCUGUCUCUUAUGACAGCAGCAGGCCAACUAGUGGAAAAAUGAACUGUGAUGUGUGUGGAUUAGCCUGCAUUAGCUUCAAUGUAUUGAUGGUUCAUAAGCGAAGCCAUACUGGUGAACGCCCAUUCCAGUGUAAUCAGUGUGGGGCAUCUUUUACUCAGAAAGGUAACCUCCUCCGCCACAUUAAACUUCACACAGGGGAAAAACCUUUUAAGUGUCAUCUCUGCAACUACGCAUGCCAGAGAAGAGAUGCUCUCACAGGUCACCUUAGGACACAUUCUGUUGAGAAGCCCUACAAGUGUGAGUUUUGCGGAAGGAGUUACAAGCAGAGAAGCUCCCUUGAGGAGCAUAAGGAACGAUGUCGCACUUUCCUGCAGAACACCGGCAUGGGUGACACUGCCAGCGUGGAGGCAAGACAUCUCAAAGCAGAGAUGGGAACCGAAAGAGCUCUUGUGCUGGACAGAUUAGCGACCAACGUGGCCAAACGAAAAAGCUCGAUGCCCCAGAAAUUUAUUGGUGAGAAGCGUCACUGCUUUGAGGUCAAUUAUAAUUCCGGCUACAUGUAUGAGAAGGAAAGUGAAAUGAUACAGACACGGAUGAUGGAUCAGGCCAUUAACAAUGCCAUCACCUACCUUGGAGCUGAGGCCCUGCGUCCCUUAGUGCAGACCCCUCCUGCCCCAACCUCAGAGAUGGUCCCAGUUAUCAGCAGCAUGUACCCCAUUGCACUUACCCGCACAGAGAUGCCAAAUGGUGGCCCUCAGGACCUAGAGAAGAAAAACACCCACCUAUCAGACAAAUGCCUACCUUCUGAAAGAGGUCUCUCCCCCAACAACAGUGGCCAUGACUCCACAGACACAGAUAGCAACCAUGAAGAACGCCAGAAUCAUGCCUACCAGCAGAGCCACUUGAUCCCUCCGCGGGCCAGAAAUGGGAUGGCACCCCUGAAGGAGCUGCCCCACUCCUAUGAACUCCUCAAACCUCCACCCAUCUGCCCUCGAGAUACCAUCAAAGUGAUCAACAAAGAUGGAGAGGUGAUGGGCGUAUUCAGGUGUGACCACUGCCGAGUCCUUUUCCUGGAUUAUGUGAUGUUCACCAUUCACAUGGGCUGCCAUGGUUUUCGUGACCCUUUUGAGUGUAAUAUGUGUGGGUACCGGAGCCAUGACAGGUAUGAAUUCUCCUCUCACAUUGCUAGAGGAGAACACAGAGUCAUGUUAAAGUAAAUAGCUCAAUUCUCUCUCAGAGAUUUAAGUAUUGAGCAUCAUUAAAAAGCAACAACAAGAAACAACUAGCACCUCCACUUUGCUGAAGCUAUAGCACGUCAAGUUAUUUUCCGUAUCAGUUCUGAUAUAAAAAGUGUAAGGUCUUCAUUAACUGCCUAAGGGAUUCUGCACUUCAGUAACUCUUGUGGACCCAUUGUGUUACUACUGAGAGAUGGGUUUUUUAUAACAUUUUUUUCCCUCCAGGACUUUAUAUUACUGGACUAAAAGCAGGGGAAUCUUUAAUCAUCGCCUUCUACAGCGGCACAACUCAAAUCUAUGUUAAUAAGUCUGACAUCCGUUCAAAUUUCAAACAGUCCCCUGGCUGUGCUCUAUGAAAGCUUGGAGGUGACAUGUAUUCAGCUCCAUAAACGGGGAAAAUUGGUCUUGGCCAGAAAACUGACUCAGAAUUUUGCAUGUACUCAAAUCUUGGCCUACGUUGAUUUUUUUUGGCGGGGAGAGAGUAGGAGAAGGUAUUUCCAAUUGCUGUAUAAAGAACAGGACUAGAAUAGCAAUGCAAUAGUUUAUGUGAUCGGGGGAUCUAAUCUAGCAUUUGAAGACCAAAAACUCAACACCAAAUCUGCUUUAGACCAGCAGCGCCCUCCAAAACAGUUGUGUGUUCAUCCUGCUGCUUCUUCCUACUACCCUUCCUCCCCUAAUUCUCUAAGAACUGUUUCGGGUUCAGUCGACUACUCUGAAAGGAAUUCUAUAUAAGGAGAGUCAUCUUUUAUAAACAAAGACAUAUGGUCAUUAAAACAUAGCAAAUUGUCCGUUAUGGAACUCAGCAUCAGUUUCCUUUCCCCAAAGAUGGGAAGAGGGAGUAUCUAAGAGGGAAGAGAAAUGGUUCAGCAAUUUAAACAGGAGAAACAACUACCUACAUGAUCAAUCAGCAAGCAUUUUAUUAAGUACCUGUUGUAUGCCAGGUACUGUGUUCUUCUGACCCCUCACCAUUUAUUGUUACAAAGUGGAGGUAGACCUGCCAACCAAGCCCUACUCGAAAAUACUGUAAAAUUAAAAAAAAAAACAUUGUUUAGUUCUAUAUUACCUCCUCCACCUCUAAGGAAGGUUAGGUAAUUCCUGAGAGAUCAUAGGGAUAAUGUUUUUCAGGCCAGAAGUUGCCCAUCAGGAAUAGAUAGUUCUUCUGAUGCCAUGAGAUCUUUGGUUUACAUUUUGAUAGAGCUGACCCACUAAGUUCAACAAAUAUUUAUUAAGUGUCUGUUUUUCAAAGGGCACUGGGCAGAGGCUUUAGGGAUACAAAGAUAUAAAAUUACAGGAGUCCCUGCCCCUAAGAAGCUCAUAUUCUAGGUAAAUACUUUCUGGUCUGUUCUCCAUCAAAGGAAGUAUAUCAAUCACAGGUCUAAUGGAGAGGGAGUUGAUAACUCUUAAUAUAGAAGAAGGAUACUGUGGAACAGAGGAAGGAGCCUUGGACUUAAGAUAUUUUGGAUCUAGUCCUAGCUCUGCCACUACCUAUAUGACUUUUGCCAAGUUGUCACACUUCUCAGGAGCCUUGGUUUCCUCAUCUGUAAAACAGGGUAUCUGAUUAGACAAUUGCAAAAGUUCCUUCUUACUCUGACAGUCUGAUUUUGGGAUGAGUACAGAUCCUUUUGAAGCUUUCUAAUCUAUUAGAACUAAGUGGGUAAAAGUUUUUAUAUAUGUAAUUAAUGUAUAUGUGUAUGUAUAAUUAAUGUAGGUAUAUUGCACAUUUAUUUGAUGGUAAGGAAAAUGUAUUUCGGCUUUUCCAUAAACAUCUUCAGGUCAUGAGGGAGAUGAAGAGGGGAAAGCAUCUUAAUUCUCCCCCAAAGUAUGCGGAAAAAAAAGUAAUGCAAAUAGCUUCUAGCCAAAGAAUUUUUGAUCUCAUGUUAUGAAAAAAGAAUUCUGCUUAAUGGAAUAAUUCUGUGCUGCCCAUUUACAAGUGAGAUUAAGCUUCCUUGAGCAUUUCUACUAAAUCUCAAAUUCCUGGCAGAUUAAAGAUUUAUGUAGAUCUGUGAUUUCAUUGGUGUAGGGGGCUUUUGGUGAGAAAACUCCCUCUACCAAGGCAGAUCUACUAUUGUUCUGAGAUUUACAGUCUUAGAGAUUUGCCUGAGGCACUGAGACUUGUCCAGCACCACACCGCUGAUAGGUGUCAGAGACAGGAUUUGAAACCAGGUCUUCCUGAGAACAAGGACAGCUCUCUCUCCAUGACUACGUCUACUCUACAGUAGCUGUAACUGUAACAGGGUGUGGGCUCAGAAGGGAUAGCUUGUUAAAUUGCACAACUAUGAGAUUGAAACAUAUGCAAUUUUCAUAUGCCAUUUAUUGAAAGGGUUCGGCUUGUUUAGAUAAUAUGAGAAGUUAAAUAUUCUGCCCUUGAUUGUAGAAAUCACAAAUCAUCCUUUGCAACUUUGCCUUUUCUCACUGGUGAAACUCAGUAGUUACUUGCUACUUGGGAUGUUACCCAGGGGCAAUAGGGGUAGCUUGCUAUAAUGGAAAGAAUCUUGGACUUGGAAGUUCAGAGAUCUGGUUUCUAGUUCUGACUCUUCCUCAAGCUCACUGUGUGACCUUGAAUAAGUCAUUUAGCCUCAGUGGGCCUCAGACUCCUUUAUCUGUAAAAUAAUGGUAUCCAACUCUUAGAUCCUGUGUGCCUGGAUACUUCUGUCAUUUUCAGUCAAUCACUAUAUGGUAUUUGACUCUGUGCCAAGUGAGAUUCCCCAGUAAAAGAGUAGCUUCUCAUAUCAUUCUUAUGAUUUCACAAAUUCUUUUUAAAUAUUUAGGGGGUUGGGGAAAAGAAAGAGUUUGGAGGUGAGUGUUAGGAAAAGAAAAGCUUAUCACCUUAAUGAAGAAAUUCUGGUGAAGAGAUGACUCUUACACCUCAAAAUGGUGACGAGACUUGUUCCACCAACCACAGAAAUAUUUUAUAACCUUCUUUCAUUCACCUUGUUCUAAUGCCCGAUUGAUUUCCUGAAUGGUGCCCGUUUUAGUAGAAAUACAUUCUUCUGGAGAAAGAUGGUGUUAAGUCACACAGAACAUACUUUUAAAUAUUAGACUUCCAAGGAUGGGACAAAAUGCAUCCAAUUUAAGUGAUACUUUGCCUGUGAAAAUUAUUCACUUUUAGUGUCAUAGUCUAACCCUGACAGUUACCCAUUGGAACUCAUGAAACCAACUAUUCUUUCUGAACCCACUAUGGUAUGCUUGUGUUAACACCUUGCUUGUUGGGGGAAAAAAACCCCUUGAGAAGAUGAGUGGAAAGGAGGGUUUGGCUCAGAGCUAUAACCUAAUAGCUUUCUUGGGACUGGAGAACUUUUGCAGUAGCUGCAAAUAGAUAUUCUAUUAGCAGUUACUUUGCAAUCCCAGGACCUGGGAAGAUAGAAAGACUGUCAGCUCUGUACUUCUGCUUUCCCACCAAGUCUCCUGCUAGGCAAGGAUUCUACCUCCUACCCAGGAAGCCAUAGGAAGAUAAACAAUCAGCCCCUAAAAAUUUCAAGUGAAAUUAAGGAGACAGGUGUGGCAUGGGUGUGGGAAAGGAAGAGAAUAAUUUAUGAAAGGGUCACUGAAUAGCAAUUCCUUUUUUUGUAUAGAUGCAGCAUACUUAGUUUUGUGGAACAGUUCUCUUCUCCCUCCUUCCAAUUUAAAAAGCCCUCCCUAUAUUCCUAUGAUCACACUCUGAAAAAAAGCAAACUAGCCUGAUAUUUUUCUUACUAUUUUCAAUUCUUGCCUCCCUAGCUCCUAACUUCAUCACUGACACGUUUUCUUAUUAUUAAAUGUAGUAGUGAGGCACAUGCCACAUUGACUUGAAGAUGACUUCUAAUUGAAACAGACCACUUUUAAAAAAUUUGUAAUUACAAAAAUUUACUUUCAUUUACAUUACCACCAAAAAGAGAAAAAAUCUCAUUUUCCUUAGCCUGUCCCCUCUCCCUAUGUCUGGCUAAAUAUAGGGGUGUACAUAUUGAAAGGGAAAAUACAUUACUGAGAGAUCCUAGGGCAGGUUGGAAGAGUGGAAUAAAGAAGUAAUGUGACCUCUCUGAGAGGGGAUGAUCACUGAUGGGGAGCUUGGGCCUCCAGGCUAUUCAGACUGAUGAAAGAACUUGAAUCUCUUAGAAGUUCAAGAAGAUAAAUGAAAAUGGAGUGAAAACCAGAAUGAUAUGAUUUUUUAAGGGACCGGGGCAGCUCAUCAUAGAGUUAGAGGAAGAAGAUGAGUGAGAAAUACUGAUAACUGGGGAAGGUUUAGGAGACUGGGUUCUCAGGACAGAGAAAAAGUUAGUUGAGGAAGUUUAUGUGGGUAGAGAUCAGGUGCAAAUCCAAUUAGGGAUUGAAGGAGAAGGAUUUCAAUCUAUUCUCAGCUACAAAGGGACCCUACUUUUGUGGAAGUACUGAAGAAAUAGGACUGGUCAUAGAUAGUUGCAAGGAAAAAACAGUGGCCCUAAACUACGGGGAGCAAAAAGAAGAGGCCUAAUGAUUAGGAAAACCUGGAGGGGAUAUGUUUAUGCUUGUUAAGGCCAUUGAGUAACAAGCUACCUGUCACUUACUUAAGCUGUGUGCAAUUUGUACCACAAGACUUCCUCACUGGUGGAAAGUUGUUUUCUUUGCACUAGGAACUGGUUAGCUGCCUGUUCCCACCCAGUUCAUUAUUGGUAUAUUAUUGGAGAAACCAAAUGGAUCAGGCUAUGAGUCAGUCCGAAAGACAUCGAUGAGGGAGGAAAAUUUGUUCUAUUAGAUCAUAAUAGUAAAAAAAAAUUAUUCAUUUAAAGAAGUAGCAAUGAACUAGCCAUCUGUUUGCUAGUUCCCAUGAACAUCCAUUCCUCACAGAGGAGAGAGCCCGAGCUCGGAAAAGGAUACCAAAUCCUUAUAGUCACUUCAUCCAGCAGUUCUAGGCCCCGAGGGCAUCAUCCAGCAAAAUGAAACAAAUUAUAUUUUCAAAGGUUUUUUUCUCUUAAAAUAACUUGGUCUUCUGAUGUUUGGGGGCUAUAUGAUUCUUGGUGGGUUGAAAGGGAAUGCCAGCUAUGAGAGAAGUUAGUGAUAGAAGUAUAUGCAUAUACCUACCUCAGGGGAUAUUAUGAGGAGUCAGAACGAGCUCUGGUUCUGGAUGAAAGUUCACUCAAGAUGGUUGUAUGUUCUGGUGAUUUACUAUGCCAGUGUCCCAAAGACUUCAGAAGGUAUAAUUUUGAGCCCAAUCCAGGGUCCUGAAGUUGAACUAGUUGCCAGGGGAGGCAACUUCUCAAUACUAAAUAUUGACACUGGUUUAUUCCUUGGUUUUAUUUCCUUUGUAUUGUUUUAAGGUAUAAAUGAAGAACAUUUGUCAAACCUUUCCAGCCCUUUAAGAAGGGAAACCAUGUUAAUUCAUUAGCAUUAAGUACCCAGACUCUUAACUUGAUGUAUGCAGGGAAAUAGCGUGCACUCUAAUAGGCCUCUAGCCAGUAGCCUCCAACAACUUAGCGGUUUUUUCUCAAUCAAUGCCCUAGAACCUCUUUCUCCUACUACUUUUACUCUGAAAUGCCUAGAGAUGCUCCAACUGACCCCUUCUCUUACCUAGCCCCAUUCUACUCUCAGCCUUCCUACCAUCUGUAACUUUUCAAAGUGGACCAGGUUCCUCACCUCAUGCAGUAGAGGCAGAGAGCAAUCAGAUUCUCUAUUUUCCUAGGUGGGUAAUAUAGAGCUUGAGUGUCCCACAAACACAGCAGAAGCCUUCUAGCUAAAUCAUCCAGCCUUGUUUCCAUCUCAUCUCUGGAUUUUUCCCACAUCUUCAACUUAGUAAGAUAACAGAUACAAGACAUCUCCCCUCCACCCCUUUUUUGGAAGACCUAUCCUUACCCUGACUUACGUGUAUGGAAACUAAAUAAUUGUGGGUUACAAGUGGUUAGUGGGUCAUUUAAAGAGCAGACACCCCUUCAGCUAGACAAGUGGCUUUGAAUAUUCAAGUUCUCAGGCUCUGAGCAGGUAUGAGGGAUCAUUUUAGCAACUGGAAAAACCAAGGCUUUAUUUUUAACUUUUGGUUUCCAAAGCCACAGGUGUGGUCUGUGGAUGGCCCUGGUCGCCUGAGUGACUAGGGUGACACUGAGAAAGAAACUGAGGUCUCAGCCUCAGGUUGCCUUCCCACACAUUAGUGAAUAAAUGGCCCUCUAAGCAGGAGAAAAGGUGAAGUAGAGGACUAUGUCUCACCAUGUUGUUUUUUGCACUUGUGUGACUUGAGCCCCUUGUUAAGCAGUUCUCUUAUUACUGAUGCCACUAUCACCCUCCUUGAUGUGUGACUUCCCAAAACACCCCCAUUCCCAAGCAAGCAUUGCUGUCAUCCCCAUCCCACUUCUGGUGACCCUGUCCUUUGUGUGAAUCCAAUAGUCCAGCUACUUGAAGUCCUUCCAUUUGUCACAGCAAGAUGUCCAGAUCCUCUAAAGACCAAAGCUUCUGUAAUGUAGCAGUGCUAACCAUUGUCCAAAUUUCAAUAUGUCCUUGUGUUAAGAACAAGGUUGUUUGGGUGUUUAAAGUUUCUUUAUGAUUUUUUUAACAGGGAAAAAAAUAAAAAAAGUGGUGUGUUUGAAACUA